This is a messenger RNA of Arachis duranensis, 381 nucleotides long. Its product is annotated as ethylene-overproduction protein 1-like. The transcript has 2 exons. Gene Ontology annotation, biological process: negative regulation of ethylene-activated signaling pathway. Gene Ontology annotation, molecular function: protein binding. The coding region runs from base 1 to 381 and encodes 126 amino acids. NCBI's taxonomy places the organism in Eukaryota, Viridiplantae, Streptophyta, Magnoliopsida, Fabales, Fabaceae. The record is from RefSeq and is a predicted model, not a curated record.
AUGACAAAGCUAAUAGAGAAGGCGAGAAAUAAUGCAUCGGCUUUUGAGAAACGUUCAGAGUAUUGUGACCGUGAUAUGGCAAAGAGUGAUCUUACCAUGGCAACAGAGUUGGAUCCUCUACGCACUUAUCCUUACAAAUACAGAGCAGCAGUGUUAAUGGAUGUUCAUAAGGAGGCCGAAGCAAUAGCAGAGCUUUCAAGGGCCAUUGAUUUUAAGCCAGAUAUACAAUUGUUACAUCUCCGAGCAGCAUUUUAUGAUUCAAUGGGUGAUUAUGUUUCCACCGUCCGAGACUGCGAAGCAGCCCUUUGUCUGGAUUCCAGCAACGGCGAUAUGCUCGAGCUUUGCAACAAAGCUCGAGAACGUAUUAUAGAAGAAAAGUGA